AUGGACGAAAACAUCUACCAGGAGGCCUGCACGGUCUCUCCAUCGAGGAUCCCGGCCGAUAAGAGUGCCCCUGGCCAGAACAACGUUGAAGAACCCUCUACCGAUGAUGCCGCCACAGGCUACAUCCCAGGGGUCGGCAUGAGAAACCCCGGUCAGUCCCGAGUCUGGACCAGCGCCGUGAAGAAGACCAUCUCCGUGCUGUCCCUGGUGCUGAACUGCUGUCUGCUCGGGGCUGUUAUCUUUCUGGCGAUGACAGUGUCAGACCUACAACUGUCGGUCAAACAGCAAGAACAAAAGACGGGGAUGACCACUGACAAGUUGCAUAUGGACAUGUCAGAUCUGAACCUGUCAAUCAGCCAGCUACAGGCGAUGACUCAAAUGACCAAUGCUAAAAUGACAAGUGAGCUGCAACAGGCAAUGAAAGACAUAAAGGGCCUGUCAGGCAGAGUCAAGGAACACGAAGAAGCCGUAAUGACUGAAUCCAAACCUACUGGGCUGCAGGAGAACUACCGCAAGAUGCAUGAUGUGCUUGCUCAGCGCCUGGGGAAGAUAGAGACGAGUGUCAAGGAUCUGCGUGCAGCUGUUCCACCACCGACCUGCCCCCACGGUUAUCAGAAAUAUCGCCAACUCUGCUACAAAGUGUUCUUUUCACGCAAGACCUUCCACGACUCGGCUGCCGCCUGCCGUGCUGACGGAGGCGACCUCGCCAUGCCCCGUGUCUCCGGCAUCGACGCUUUCCUCGUCUCCCUCGUGAAGGCAUCAAGCGGGAAUCUCCGCUCGUCGAUCGGCGAUCAGCAACCAGAAAGACCCAGCCGGUUCUGGUUCGGCCUAAGUCAGCGACAUCAUGAGGGCCAGUGGGAAUGGAUGGACGGCACCGCACUGGGGACCGGCUACAACGGGUGGGGAGAGGGCGAGCCCAAUGACGGAUAUUUCCCGGGCAGUGUGCGUGAUCAGGAAGACUGCGCCGAAUACCAUGCUGCAGGCGAGUGA
This is a messenger RNA of Branchiostoma belcheri (Belcher's lancelet), 990 nucleotides long. Its product is annotated as C-type lectin domain family 4 member M-like. NCBI's taxonomy places the organism in Eukaryota, Metazoa, Chordata, Leptocardii, Amphioxiformes, Branchiostomatidae. The transcript has 7 exons. The record is from RefSeq and is a predicted model, not a curated record. Bases 1 to 990 code for a protein of 329 amino acids.